Messenger RNA from Dioszegia hungarica, 2922 nucleotides. RefSeq lists its product as uncharacterized. The transcript is spliced from 10 exons. The record is from RefSeq and is a predicted model, not a curated record. Gene Ontology annotation, molecular function: catalytic activity. Bases 1 to 2922 code for a protein of 973 amino acids. Lineage: Eukaryota; Fungi; Basidiomycota; Tremellomycetes; Tremellales; Bulleribasidiaceae.
AUGUCGACCUCGGCGGGCCCGCCAAUGCUCGAACUCCCAGUCAUGUCGGACAAGUCGUUCAUGCACACCGAGAAGCAUGAGCCCGAGGCGAACGGUAUUGGCUCUACGCACGGUCCCCUCUCUGAGAAGCCGCCUCCAUCCACCAUGCCCACCACUACCACCACGGCCGCGCCGUCCUCUCCUCGGUCCCCUACCGCUCCAUCAGCCUAUCCUCAGCCUCACGCAUGCCCUUCCAAACCCUCACUUCCUGCUCCCGCAUCUAAUCGCCUGCUCACCACCCACCUCCUCGCCCACCCAGACCACACCGCUAAGAAGGCCAUCCAUACCCAGUUCCCCAAUCCCAAUCCUAUCAUCCGCCUCGCGCGCCGUUUCAAGGUCAAGCACAGCGUCAUCAAGGGCAUGACGGAUCAUGAGUGGAAGCGGUAUGAGAAGAUGGCGCCGGAGUUGAAGCGGAAGGCGGGAUGGAAGCGGGCUGGUGCGCCGGCGGAAGAGGAGGGUGUGGAAGUGUCGGAGUUAUUCUGGAAGAUGUACCUCUCGCUCAUGCCCACGGUGGAGCGGGAUCCGCUAUCCGGUCUCGUCCCGCCAGACCUCCUCGGAAGCACGACCACUAUGCCCUUGACAGUGAUCUCCCUCAUUCCCGACAUCAUGCAGCACUACCACGACGUCAUCAUCCGGGCGAGGGACGAGGUCUUCCUCGCGACCAAUUACUGGCAACCCUCCAACUCCGUCACCACCAUAACCGGCUCCCUCCUCGAACUCUCCGCGCUCGUCGUCAAGGAGAACCGCAAGAAGAUCGUCGUCAAGAUCAUGUAUGAUCGUGGGAGUCUGGAGCAGAUCUGGAACUCGCACGCUCCCGUGGCGAAGGAGGCGUGGAAGCCGCUGGAUUUGCCUGGACCAGAUGAGAUCCCGGGUCUGGAGCUGGAGGUCAUCAACUUCCAUCGGGUAUUAUUGGGGACUUUCCACGCCAAGUUUCUGAUUGUGGACCGAAAAGUCGCUCUCAUCAACAGUAACAAUAUCCAGGACCGCCCUAACCUUGAGCUCAUGUCGCACCUGGAAGGACCUGUCGUCGACUCAUUCUACGAAAUCGCCCUUCACUCAUGGUACAACCGUCUCUCCCCUCCUCUACCCUGCAUGUCCACCCCCUACACCCCACCCCCAGGCGGCUACCUCUUCUCACACGACAACCCCUUCUUUGACGAUAUCGAGGUGCUCAAAGCCGCCAAGGCUGCUCGUCUCCUCCUCCGAAAACAAACACAGGAUACCGAUGCCGAGACCGCCGCGCUCCUGCGUGAGAAUGCGGGUGCACCCGGCGAUAGGCUGAGAGAUGCGGUGAAAAGAGUUGUGGAUCAUCAGAGGCAGAGUCUGGCGGAGUGGAGGCCGGGGGAGAGGUUUGAUGAGGCCAUGCAUGAUCUAAGGGAGAUGCGGGAGAGGUUCACGGGAGGGAUGGGGCAGGGGUCGAGGAGUCGGCCGGGGAGUAGGGGGCCGAGUCGGCGUGGAAGUGCGAAUGAGGGGAUGUUUAGGUCGUUGCUCAAGGGCGGAGAUAAACCCGACCAGAGCCCGUUACCUGCCGUAGACCCCUCAGAGGCCCCCUCGUCCCCUACCAUCGCCGAAACACCUAUCAAAAAGUCCCACCUCCCCCACCCCGACGACAUGACGGGACACAUCACACCCACCGGGUCGGUCGAGCUCUCCGGCCCCAGACGAGGGCAUACGACGAGCCACGUCGCUUUUGCGCCUGUGUUCGACGAUGAGCCCUCGGAUGCACCUCGGCGGAGUAUGGACAGCAACGUCAAGUCUCAAAGGGGGAUGUUGACUAUUCCGCCAUCGGGAGGGGCGGUCCUCUCGCCAUCGCCAAUAGCUACGGGCGUGGAGGGUCUGCCUCCUUCCCCUGCUUCGGCACUGUCGUCUAGAGCGUAUCCCCAGCCGGGCCAGCCGGGCCAUUCCGGAGCUGGUACUGCGACGAAUGCGAAUGGGGAGGUCUUACCGCCGAGCGCGAUGUACCCGGGCGAAGCACAGGAGGUGGAUCGGACGACGAUACGGGAUGGAGAAGGCGUGAUUGGGCAGCAACAGGUGUUGGUGGGUACGGAUAGCACGCCAGAGGGAAUGGGGAGUAAGCGGCUGUAUAAGAUGAGCAAGAUGUUUAAUGCCGCCGGUGUACUUUCCGAAGCAUGGGCAACCGUCGAAGAUUCCGACGACCUCGACACGUUCCAGCCGCAUGUCGUGCACAAGCCGCACAAGCCUGUUCCGGUCGCUAUGGCAUGUCGAAAACCACACGGAUUCCCGGGACAUCAUGAUAUUCGGAAUCCGCAGAACGCGGCGUGGUUGGCCGGGUUCAGGUAUGCCAAGCACAAGGUGUUCAUCCAAACCCCCACCCUCAACGCCCGCCCCAUCGUCCGCGCCGUCAAACAAGCAUGCCGACGCGGCGUCUCCGUCUCCCUCCUCCUCGACCUAGGCUUCAACGACAAGGGCGAGUCCAUCCCCUUCCAAGGCGGAACCAACGAGGAAGUCGUCGUACGUCUCUACAAGGCUCUGCGUGCGGAAAAGAAGGAGCAAUAUCUCAAGGUGUAUUGGUAUACCGGCAAAGACCAGGUCCGGCCGCUUAAUGCGGUCAAGAAGCAGCGGAACUGCCAUAUCAAGUUUGCGGCGUAUGAUGACGAGGUGCUCAUUAUUGGGAAUGGGAAUCAGGAUAGUCAGAGCUGGUUCCAUUCGCAGGAGAUUAAUAUUAUGGUGGAUUCCAAGCAAAUCAUACAAGAAAUGAUGGAUACGCUACUCACCAACCAAAAUACAAUCCAGUACGGUCUGGUCGAUACCGAUGGGAUAUGGCGGGACAAGGAGGGCAAGACGCUGCAGGAUUAUGGGGCGACGGAGGGAAGGAGGUUCAAGGGUCUGAGUGGGUUUAUACAGUUCGCCAAAACCAUUUGA